UAACCUCUAUGCUUUUUAUUUAAAGCCAGUAUACAUCAAUCCAGGAUGUGGAAGUGCUCUCUUAUAUUAGUGGCUGUGCUUUUAACUUUCACCAAUUCAGAGGAGGACGCAGAUCGAGAUGGGAGAGGGGUUCUGGCUAAAAACUUCUUUGGCGGAGUUUGGGGUAACAGGCCACCCCUUAUGGAAAAGAAUCAGCUUAAAAAAUCCUGUACUUGUAAAUGCGGUGAAAGAAACGAAGUGUCCCGUAUCGUGGGUGGGACGGAGGCGAGCAAUGACGAGUUCCCGUGGAUGGCGAAGCUGAUCUACAUCAAACGGUUCUACUGCGGAGGCAUGCUUAUCAACGAUCGAUAUGUACUCUCAGCCGCGCAUUGUGUUAAAGGCUUUAUGUGGUUCAUGAUAAAGGUGACAUUCGGCGAGCAUAACCGGUGCAAUGCGACCGUGCGUCCUGAGACAAGGUUCGUCAUCCGCGUCAUCUCAAACAAAUUCAGUCUCACCAACUUCGACAAUGACAUCGCGCUGCUCAGACUGAAUGAGCCUGUGCCCAUGUCAGACGCUAUCAAGCCUAUAUGCUUGCCAACUGAUAAAUCUCUACUGUAUGUCGGUGUGAAGGCUGUAGCCUCAGGUUGGGGGACUCUUAGUGAAGAAGGAAAAGUAUCGUGUACUCUGCAGGAGGUGGAAGUGCCAGUUCUCAGCAAUGAGGAAUGUCGCAAAACUAAAUACACGCCAUCUAUGAUCACAAAUAACAUGCUGUGUGCUGGCUAUCCGAAGACCGGACAAAAGGACUCUUGUCAGGGCGACAGCGGUGGGCCGCUUGUUACAGAGAGAAAGCAAGACCAACGCUAUGAACUGAUAGGCGUGGUGUCGUGGGGCAAUGGCUGCGCGCGCGUCGGCUACCCCGGCGUCUACACGCGCGUCACCAACUACAUAGACUGGAUCAAAGAAAACACACAAGACGCAUGUUAUUGUACUAGUUAAAUAUCUAUCAAUCAAUAGAUAUAAAAUGCCAUGUAUAAAAAUAUAAACAAAAAUCAAUAAAAGAUAUUUUGUAAUUAUUAAUAAUUUAAUAUAUAAUUUUUAGAGUAUGUAUUUUAAAUGUAAUUUCUAUAAUGUGAUAUUUAAAAUUAAACGGUUAUAAUACUUUAUUUCGAUGGAAUUUCCAGAAAAAAUUGUACCUAAAAUACCAAAAAUAUCAGCAAAUCGAAAUAUAGGUAUUAUUGCUAUAUUUGUUUAAGAAUAAGUAUACUUCGGCGUAUAAAUGUUUACCAUAUAGAGUUAUAUAUACAAAUAAAGUAUUCUAAUAUUAA
Messenger RNA from Papilio polytes (common Mormon), 1304 nucleotides. RefSeq names its product trypsin-7-like. Gene Ontology annotation, biological process: proteolysis. The record is from RefSeq and is a predicted model, not a curated record. The transcript has 7 exons. NCBI's taxonomy places the organism in Eukaryota, Metazoa, Arthropoda, Insecta, Lepidoptera, Papilionidae. The coding region runs from base 46 to 975 and encodes 309 amino acids. Gene Ontology annotation, molecular function: serine-type endopeptidase activity.